Nyctereutes procyonoides (raccoon dog) is the source of this 6974-nucleotide messenger RNA. RefSeq names its product A-kinase anchoring protein 1 (gene AKAP1). The transcript is spliced from 11 exons. Gene Ontology annotation, molecular function: RNA binding. Bases 156 to 2804 code for a protein of 882 amino acids. Lineage: Eukaryota; Metazoa; Chordata; Mammalia; Carnivora; Canidae. The record is from RefSeq and is a predicted model, not a curated record.
UCCGGCCUGGGCAAGCACGUGGGGGAGCGGCCGCGGCGCAGCGGGCAGGGCGGCUGGGCCCGGGGUGGGGGGGGGGCGGCGGCGGCGGCGGCGGGCGAGGACGCUGCAUCCCGACUGUCGCCGAGCACCUGGUAUAAUUUCUUCAGGCAUCCAGGAUGGCCAUCCAGUUCCGUUCACUUUUCCCCUUGGCAUUGCCUGGAAUGCUGGCAGUCCUUGGCUGGUGGUGGUUUUUUUCUCGUAAAAAGCAUGUUAGCAGUCAGGACAGACAGGUGGAGGCCAGCACUGUGGAGCUGAGGGCUAGCCAUGCCAUCAAAGAGCCACUCUCCAUGGAGGAUCCCUGUCCUGCAGUAGUAGCAACGUCCCCCAGCAUCAUACUGUCUGCAGAAGAGGAGCCAUCUACUGUGAGCAAGCUUCCCAUGGAGCCCCCAGCCAUGCUGCGGCCACAUUUAACCUGUCGCAGGUCAGAGUCCUCAGGCAGCCUUCCUAACACCACAGACCCAAGAUUUCGACCAGGAACACUCAGGGAUGACAGCGCAAAGGUGGAACUAGCCCUGACGGGUGAUGAAGCCAGGUCCAUCCCUCUGGAGUGUCCCCUUCCAACCCCAAAGGGUGUUCCUUUCCCCCAUGAAGCGGCUGAGGUGUGCAAGCGAGAGUCCCCAUUCAAUGGGACAGGAGGACUGAGCUGGCAGGGCCAAGCUGCAGCCCUCCAAGAGAAGCCAAGAGAAACAAAUGGAGCUGAAGGCACUGGUGAUGCAGUGUUAGGAGAAAACGUGCUGGAAGAGGGUGUGUUGUUCCAGGAGCAUGACUCUGAAUCGGAGAUCAGCAAGGCGCCUAGCCCAGCUUCCUUGGGAGGAGCAGGGGAGAAGGGGAAGGGCAGCUGGCCACAGGUGGAGGAGGAUGCAGCGGGGAAGCUGCUGAGCAACCUCAUCGAAUCGGCUCACACAGAGCUGAUGGAGGAUGAUGAGCUGCUGGCACCUCGGGUCAGCAGCAGAGCCUGUGAUGCAGACAGCAUGGGAGAGCUGGGCAAAGAGGAGGCUGUGGAGCAAGAUGAGAAGAUUGAGCAGGCUGCUUACCAGAUCAUCUCUAGAGUGAUCUUGGAGGCAACUGAAGAGGUGCUGGCCACCACCAUGGGCAGGAUUGCAGGUCGGGUGCAUCAGGCUUCAGCUGGUCAAUUGCAAGGGCAGAAGGAGGAGAGCUGUGUGCCAGUCUGCCAGAAAACUUCCCUGGGGCAAGAUGCUGCUGAGCCCACUCCAGCCACUGUGGAGGUAGUGGAGGUGGUGAAGGUGGCGGAGACAGUGACGGAGGCAGUGGCAGAGGUGGUGGCGAUCUCUGGCCAGUCAGACCCUGCCCUCCCCUUGCCAGACCUGCCCACAGAGGACCUGCCAUCACCAAAGACCUACAUGAGCUGCCUGAGCAGCCCUCUGUCCAGCCCCACUAAGGAUAGAAAGCCAAAGAACUCUGCACACCACAUCUCCCUGGCCCCCAGCCCGUCGCCAGCUCUGCCUCAGGGAGAGUCUCCAGAUGAAGCAAGUGUCCUGGUGAGAAGUGCUGGAUGCAUCACCUGUACUAAUGACAACAGCCAGGAUGUCCCUUCAGUGGCCUCUGAGCAGUGCUCAGAUUCCGUCAGCACUUCGGGGCUUGAAGACUUGUGUACAGACACCAACUCAAGCCCCAGGGGCCAGACCAUUUCCCCACCGCUGCCAGAAAGUACUGUGCCCUUCAGCAAUGGGGUACUGAAGGGGGAGCUAUCAGACUUGGGGAAUGAGGAUGGAUGGACCGUGGAAGCAGAAGCAGAUCAUUCGGGAGGCUCGGACGGGAACAGCAUGGAUUCAGUGGAUGGCUGCUGUGGCCCCAGGAAGACUGACAGUUUCCAGAAUGCCCAAGCAGCCUCUAGUCCUAAGAAGGUCGACCUCAUCAUCUGGGAGAUUGAGGUGCCAAAGCACUUAGUUGGUCGGCUAAUUGGCAAGCAGGGGCGGUAUGUGAGCUUUCUGAAGCAAACGUCUGGUGCCAAGAUCUACAUCUCCACCCUGCCUUACACCCAGAACAUCCAGAUCUGCCACAUAGAAGGCUCUCAGCAUCAUGUAGACAAGGCGCUGAACUUGAUUGGAAAGAAGUUCAAGGAGCUGAACCUCACCAAUAUCUACGCUCCCCCACUGCCAUCACUGGCACUGCCUUCUCUUCCAAUGACUUCCUGGCUCAUGCUCCCUGAUGGCAUCACUGUGGAGGUGAUUGUGGUCAACCAGGUCAACGCUGGGCACUUGUUCGUGCAGCAGCACACGCAUCCCACUUUCCAUGCACUGCGUAGCCUGGAUCAGCAGAUGUACCUGUGCUACUCUCAGCCAGGAAUCCCCACCUUGCCCACCCCAGUGGAAAUAACGGUCAUCUGCGCUGCCCCCGGUGUGGACGGUGCCUGGUGGCGAGCCCAAGUGGUGGCCUCCUAUGAGGAGAGCAAUGAAGUGGAGAUACGCUAUGUGGACUACGGUGGAUAUAAGAGAGUGAAAGUGGACGUGCUCCGGCAGAUCCGAUCUGAUUUUGUGACUCUGCCAUUCCAGGGAGCAGAGGUCCUUCUGGACAGUGUGAUGCCCUUGUCAGAUGAUGACCACUUUUCACCUGAAGCGGAUGCAGCCAUGAGCGAGAUGACAGGAAACACAGCGCUGCUGGCUCAGGUGACAAGUUAUAGUCCUACUGGCCUUCCUCUAAUUCAGCUAUGGAGUGUGGUUGGAAAUGAAGCGGUGUUGAUAAACCGGUCGCUGGUGGAGCGAGGACUUGCUCAGUGGGUAGACAGCUACUACGCGAGCCUCUGACCCCCGUCCCCCACAGCCGCUUCUGGAGUCUUUUUGCACUGUUGAAAUUGGGCUUGGCGCUGAGGCAAAGACGUUACAUCAGAAUAACAAGCGUUAUCUUCCCCAGAAAGUCCUCUUUUUUUUCUUUUUUUUUCCUGCUGUAGUCAUGUUGAGAAGUCUCCUCUCUGAGACAAGGAGGGAACCAUGGGUUCUUUCAAAGCCAUAGGACGGUGUUUAACAAGCCAGUCGAUUUAGCCUGGUUCCAAGCCUUUAAAAAAAAAAAAAAAGUGAAAGUAAAACUGUCUCAACCAGGUUGUCCUUUACCACCCCUUCACCCCCAUUCCCUUCUUUCUUCCCACCUCCUCCCCUCACUCAGAACCAAACCAACUGUAGCAGACAGGCCAAGAGAUGUGUUGCCUGAGAGGGUUUCUUUUACUUUAAAAUCUUUCUUCAGGGAGCAAGACAUGAAAUCACUAAUUGGUAUUGAUUACUUGUACAGCUUACGUAAAUGAAUUUAUGAUGUUUAACCAGUUUUUAUAAACUUCAUCUAGGUCUCUAGAAGGCAGACUUUUUAAUGCAUCUGUAAAUAAUGAAGCAGUCAUACCUCCGGCCUUGGUCUGUGGGGGAGGGGAACUGUUAUCUUGCUAAGCCUGGUUGUAAUUUGUAACCAUUUUCUAUUUGUGCAAACUCUGUAAAUAUAUGUUUAAAAAAUGUAAUAUUUUGUAUAAGAUACACUGGAGAACAAAGGGAACUCAAGAUUUUUCCACACCCCACAUCUUCUGUAAGCAGAUGUUACUUCUGCAGAGCACAGCUGCCCCUGCCAGCUCCUCCUGUGGCUUUCUGAAUACUGGACAGGGUGACUAUAAGGUAUAGAUUGUGAGCGGGGAUUUUUUUUUUUUCCUGUACAAAUUUGUUAAAAAAAAAAAUCAACUUAUUUGAAUUACCUUACAGUGGUGUGUUUGAUUCUUUUUUUAAGACUGGCUUCAGCUUUGUGCCACAUAAGAAAGUAACUUAAACUUCUAUAAAUCUUGAACUGUAUACACUGUAGCUUUGAGUCCAUUUCUUCCAGGGUGAGAGGGUUGGAAUGGGGAGUGAGGAGGUGGUUGAGUGUGGUGGGCUGGAGGAGCCCAUGGAAAGGAGCCCUGAGGGGGCCAGAGGGAUCCAUGUAAAGGAUCCCUGGGGCUCUUGGAAGAUCAGCCAGACAUUUCCACCCAGCUUUUUCUUCUCCUUGCCCCACAAGGUGGCAGCCAAGCUUCCUCUGGCUUCCCCUCGUGAGUGUCUCAGAUAGCCAGGCCUGAAUUUAAAUGAGCACUGGUUUCUACAUUUCUUUUCUACAUUCUCAAUAGAACUUUGAAUUAAUGUCAUCUAUUGCAGUAGUAGGAAGAGUAUACACCUACAUGAGGAGCAGAAUGAAAUUUUUUUUUUAAGAUCUAUUUAUUUUAGAGCAUGUGUGCCUAGGAGGGAGGGGCAGAGGAAGAGGGAGAGAGAAAAUCUUAAGCAAACUCCCUGCUGAGCACGGAGCCCGUGGGGCUCGAUCUCACCACCCUGAGAUUAUGACCUGAGCGGAAAUCAAGAGGCUGACACUUGACCCACUGAGCCACCCAGGUGCUCCAGAAUGAAGUUUUGAUUUAAUGGCCGCUCCUCUUAAGGGCAAAGGUAGGCUCUGGCCCUUGGACCUCUAUGUCUCAGAGCUUUCCCACCCUCCAGGGUUUCUGGAGAGUGGAGGCUGCCCAAGGGUCCUUCACACUGAAGGAAUCCUCCCACAGAUCUGCAGCCACUCCCCCUGGCUGUGGGUAACAAGUGGUUAAGAGCUUGGGACUAGCUCAUGGGACUAACCUCAAGGCAAUGAAGUAAAAUCACGGGAGUGUCCCCUGCUUGUAUGGAGCUUGGCCUAAGGUGAGCUCUCAUGUAUUUGUAGUUGCAGGUCAUCUUUAAUCCCAGCAUUAUUUGGGUAUGAUGUGGGCCAGCUCGGGUUACAACCAGUCUCAGCUUUUUCUGUAUAAUUCUGCAUCACUGGAGCAGACUGGGUAUGUAGGAGCCUGUAAGCUAGUUUGGUGGCUGGUGGGGGACAGGGUGGUGGACAAGCAGAGACCAAGCCAAGUUGAUCCAGACAAGACAAGGGCUUCCAAUGAGAUAGUCCCUAGGAUGACAAGUGAUGGGUCAGGAUCCUUUGGACAAGCCUCCCAGGACUGGGAGAUGGGGCAAUGGGGAUGAGGAGGUGGACUACUCACGGCUUAUAGUCUUAGCCUUCAGGGAUGGGUCCAUUUAAGGAGGUUUUGGCAUAUGGGAGGAAAGGUUGAGUUUGGAGGUUCGUGAAGGGCAUGCACUCUUUGAAUUCACCCUUCUCAGAUUACAGAGUUUGGAAAAAGUUGAUUUUGACCAUUUUGCUAAUAAUCUUGUUGCUCUUACAGAGGAGUGGAUUUAUAGAGGUCCUCCCUCCCCUGUUCUGGAUGCUGGCCCUUUGAGCCAGUAUAUUUUAGAUAUGUCCUCUGAGUUAACAUCCGGGGGACAGCUUAAGUAUGACUUUGAAAACUCCUGGUGCUAGAGGGAGACUUGGUGACCUGCCCUGGGGUAUGGGGGAGACAGGUGGCAUGCUGGGUGCAGGAGGCUAGAGCUUCCAACUUGUUCUCCCUGUGGGUGUUUUUUCUGCUUUUCUUUCUUUCUUUCUUUCUUUCUUUCUUUCUUUCUUUCUUUCUUUCUUUCUUUCCUUCCUUCCUUCCUUCCUUCCUUCCUUCCUUCCUUCCUUCCUUCCUUCCUUCCUUCCUUCCUUCCUUCCUUCCUUCCUUCCUUCUUUCUUCUUUUUUUUUGUAGGUGUUUAUUUCAACUGCUUCCCCCACUCCCACCCUCCUCCUGUCCUGAGGCCCUGCAGAGGGGGUGGCUGAUCCCAGUGGGGUGUUAGCAUGGAGGCUGGAGCCUGGGUUCCUGCUACACCUUGUGCAGCCCCAAGCAUGCCGCUUAACCAUCACAGGUUUAAGAUAAAUCAAGAUGAGUGGCUGGAGUGAUGGAGAGUUUACUGUGUCAAAUAGUGUGCUGUUUUGCAGGGAAUACUUGUUCUUCAUGAUGCCCCAGUGAGGCAGAGACUGAUCCUGGAAAUAGAUGGUGACUUCAUUUAUGGUUUUUUUUUUUUUUUAAUAUUUUAUAUAUUUGACAGAGCAUAGGCAGGGGGAGUGGUAGGCUAAGGGAGAGGGAGAAACAGGCUCCUUGCUGAGCAGAGAGCUCCCUGGGUUCAUGACCUGAACCCAAGGCAGACACUUAACCCACUGAGCCACUCCGGUGCCCCAGAUGGUGACUUUAGAAAGUGGUUUGUAGUUGGACACUCAAAGCCAGGCUGUUGCCCCAAGGCAGGUCCCAACCAAGGCUCCUCUGAAGCAACGUGAGAAUUGAUUAUGCUUUGUUCCACACCCCCAGGUAAAAACGCUACAGUCAUUAAAUCAUCAGCCUGCAGAAAAGUUUUACAACUUAGAACGGGAAAAACACCAUGGCAGGAGAUGAUCGAUCAUUUUGCUUAUAUGAGGAAUUAAAAUGUAAGAAAUAUAAAUAAAGCCAGGAAUGACAUGUAGCAUCUAGGCUAGAGUGAACAUUUUUAAUCUUUGAUGAUCUGAAAAGGGAAAAGAAUCUCCACUGGCAAAUGUCAUCAGUGAUAUGGACAGAGAAUAGAAUAUCUGGAUUGUUUCUAGACCAACAGUGUCCAGGAGAACAUGUGAGCCACGUGCAUAAUUUAAAAUUUUCUAGGAGCCUCAAUAGAAAAGAUAAAACCAAGUGAAAUUUUAAUAGUUUGUUGAACCCAACAUUUUAACAUGUAAUACACAUUAGAAAUAUCAGUGAGAUUUUAUAGUACUUUCACGCCAAGUGUUGGGAAUCCUGUGUGUAUAUUUUACCCUUCCAGCUGUCUUUUCUCAGCUAACUAUGGCUCAGGAGCUCAGGAGCCGCAGUGGCUGCCAUGUUGGGUACCGGACUGUCCCACUGAUCACCGUCACACCCAUACUGAUCGCCUUAUGUUUAUGUUUGUCCUUAUCUGAUUCGAGAAGUUCUAGGUUCUUUUGCACAUUUAUUUUUCCAGAUGACCUUUAGCAUGAUUUUUUUUUUUUGAAAGGCAAUCAUGGUGAAUGUUUUACCGACAUUUGGAAAAAGUAAUGCAUGUUGGUUUGUUAUAAAGCUUUAUGUAAUAUAUUAAAUUGAGCUUGUAAAUUA